ACUACUACGAGUAUCCGAAGAUGAAGAAGAAGGGAUCGAAAAGGGGCUAAUCCAGCUAGCUGGAAUGGCUUCUUAUAUGACUUACAUGGGUCCCUGUCCUCCCCUCUACACUCUUCCGCGCUCAUCUGCAGAUGUUGUCAUCCCGCGUAACGCGACUAACUACGCCCCGUCUAAACCACCACCUUAUCAACUUACCCGAGCGGUUAGAGAUGGUGCUUGUCGAAAUUGCUCGAGAUUUGGUGGACGCAAGUUCCUUAGAUCCUUUUUGUCAGGGAGCUGCUCCUCAAGCACGAAACGCAUUCGACAACGUUUUGCCAGCGGCGACCGAUGAUGAAGCCUCAAAAGCCUACGAAUACUCAUCGCCUGUUUAGCAGGGGCCUCUGCCGAAAAUGUUGAUUCGGUCUCUUAUGUCGCAAUCACAGCAGGUCACAUGGUCGAAGACCACUGCGCACCGGUCCAGGCUCUUGCCUAGGUGAUGUUUGAAAAGCUUCUGGUUAUAUCCGUACGGGCAUGGAGUUUGUAAAAGAGUGUAUCGCCUUAGAGGAAAAGUUACAUGAAAAAGAACCCCUGGAUGAGGAUGGCCCAAACCCAUACAUCACUGUUGGGUACGCCCCGAUGAGAGUGAAUAGCGAGCGCAUCACGAGUCGGUCCGUGGCUAUCUUGCGGCAGUCGAUGCCCGCGGGCUUGUCUGCUUUGUGUUAUCUCAAUGUCCGGGGCUGGUCUCGCUGUUGUUGCGAUUUCGUUUGACCUCGCAGCCCAUGCCAAGGCUACAGCAUCACCAGAGUUUAUGGAUUUGGUUGAGCUUACCAAGGAUUCGCCUGGACGAAGCAUAUACACCGUCUUGCAUACCCCCAUCAAGGACUUGCUUGUUAUUUUCCCGACCGAAAAACGAGCAUUCCUCAUGGGUAUAUUUAAUAUUGAUGUUUACUUCGGCCUUAGCGCCUUGGUUUCGGACAUUUUGAUUACUCAUGGCUUGCCUGGUGAGCGCCUCCCGCCUGAGUUGAUUGCACAUAUUAAAGGAGAUGCGAACCCAGCUGCGGACUCAGCUGUUGAUGGCAGGUUUCAGUUUUACUGUUUGCCAGCAGCUCAACAUGACGCAUCGACGCUCCAUGAGGCACCUUUACAAUCCUAUGCCUGGGGGGAGAUGCCAGUGAGUGCAUUGCAUCUCUACCAGGCCAAGCAUGCCUCCGCUGCUUCCAUCUUAAUUGCUGGACCAAAGGCUGUCAAUCGCAGUUGGGGAGGACGUUGGUCGAAUAGCACCAUCCGAUGCGACAUGUUUUUGAAGAAGGAGUUUACCAGUGCUGAAGCCGAGGAAAUAUGGACAGAGAUUCAAGGUCAGGCUAAAGAAUUAACUGCCUAAGGCACAUUUCAAACAAAGCCCCCGACGGCCCCGCCAACCCAUCGCUGCGAGACGACAACGUCACGGCCGUCAUGAACCAUCUUGAGGAGAAGCCUUCACUCAGAUGAAGGGUCGCCUCGCAUUGCGAGCUUGACAUUCCUAACAGUCGCGUGUCGGGUCGAGGUUCGUUGUAUUGGCUCCGCUAGUGGUUUUGUUGCAACAACAUUCGAGAGUCAUUCCAGAGACACCAUAAAUACACGCAGCUUUUCGAAUACAGAGAUUAAGGUCUAAUUGUG
This is a messenger RNA of [Torrubiella] hemipterigena, 1635 nucleotides long. NCBI's taxonomy places the organism in Eukaryota, Fungi, Ascomycota, Sordariomycetes, Hypocreales, Clavicipitaceae. The record is from the annotation of a GenBank genome assembly.